Naegleria fowleri is the source of this 1599-nucleotide messenger RNA. RefSeq lists its product as uncharacterized. Bases 1 to 1599 code for a protein of 532 amino acids. The transcript has a single exon. Gene Ontology annotation, cellular component: perinuclear region of cytoplasm; nucleus; cytosol. Lineage: Eukaryota; Heterolobosea; Eutetramitea; Acrasida; Naegleriidae. Gene Ontology annotation, biological process: nucleocytoplasmic transport; activation of GTPase activity. Gene Ontology annotation, molecular function: small GTPase binding; GTPase activator activity. The record is from RefSeq and is a predicted model, not a curated record.
AUGUUUCAAUUCCGAAGAUCUUUGACACGUCGGGAAUCCCACACAUCCCUCUCGGCAAGUCUCUUCCUCCUCCUUGCCGUUAUUGCCUACCUCUCCAUCCCAUCGAUCCAUGCUCAACUCGCAUCCACCUCAUCACCAGCUUCAGCUCCACAAGUCGAACAACAAUCGAGCAUUCAAUUCGGAGCUGAAUCUUUCCGUGCUGGUGGUGGCCAACCCACACAACAAGAAUAUGGCGUUGAAGAAGAUCUAGAAAAUGAAAAUAUUCCUCUCUCCGAACUGGUCAAAAGAUUAUCGAGUGGAGGAUCUUCUCCAUUGGAACACCAAUCGGAUUUAUUUAUUAGAAAAAUCCCAUUCGAUGAUCCAAAGAAAGUUCAAGAAUUGGCUCAAUUGUUGAGUAGUCGAAAGGCUAGAAAUUUGAAGAGAGUAGUUUUUAAUAAGAAUGGACCUGAGAAGGAGAAUCCCAACAUGUUGGAUUCGGAAAUGUUAGCAAUUUUGGUGGAGAACGGAUUUUUGAAACAAGACAGCAAUUCAUCUCAACUCGAAGUGAUUGGAAUUACUUCGAAUAAUAUUACGGAUGAUAGUUGUUUGAUUUUGAGCAAGUUGAUCUUUAAGAAGGGCAGUGUUGUGAAAAAGUUGUACUUGUAUAAUAAUAAUCUUGAAGGAUCGAAUUGUUUGAGAUUGAUUUUCAGUCCAGUCUUGUUGAGUGGUCAACAGGCUUUGGAUUCCAACAAGAUGACCAUUCCACCUCUUUCAAAGAUUGUCAUUUUACACAACAAUAUUGGUGAUGAAGGUGUGAAGAUUGUGACACAGGUGGCUCGAGCAAUUCCAACAAUUACAGAUCUCAUGUUGAAGAAAGUUGGUCUCGGAGAAGAAGGUUUAGUGCACUUGUCAAAAUUCAUUACCGAUCAUCCCACUCAACUCGUUUCAUUGGAUAUCAGUGAAAAUGACAAGGUUACAUCCAAUGCAUUCUCUGUAUUUAUGGAAGCUGUUGAAAAGAGCACUAUUCAGCUGCUGAACAUUAAUGAAAUGGGAUUGAAAGGAAAGGAGUUUGUGGAUCCACUUCUCAAACUCAUCAAAAACAAUAAGAGUAUUCGAAAGAUUGAUUUGAGUGACAAUCGAAUUGGUGACAGCGGUGUGAAAACCAUUAUGAAUGUCUUGUCUGAACUUGUUACUCCAGGUGGCUCCUAUCCAUUCCUUUCCAAGAUUGAUCUCUCAAAUGUUGGACUCACUGGUGAUGGAAUUCGUGUCAUUAUUGACACUGUGAAAAAGAAUACUUCACUCAAGAAGGUCUAUAUUUAUCGAGUAGAAUUCUUCUUUGAAGAUCCAACCAUUGAGGCAGAAUUGAAACAAUUAGGAAAGGUCAUCAAAUCAGAUUUCAUUGAUGAAGAAGUUGUGACCACCAAUGGUGGAGGAGAUGAACACCAAAAUGCUGACUCACAAGAAGAGAAUACCACCAAUGAAGACACUGAAGUGAUGGAUGACCAACAAGGACAAGAAGAAGAAGAGGAAGAGGAAGACAAUGCCACUGAAGAAGAAUUGAAGGCACAUCCAUUAUUUAGUGCAGCUCCAGGACAAACCACUAAGAAGGAUGAAUUGUAA